UUCCGUCACUUCUGUUAUUCCAUCUCUUUUGACUUUGAGACCAAUGAUAUCAUUUAUUGUGAUAUCCAUUAUUAUUAUCAAUAUAAAUUCAGAUUUCUCUUCUCUAACUUCCGACUUCCACCAACACAUCCAACUCCAUUCUGUGCUUGCGGGGGCUCAGUGCUCCGUCCAAUCACUCCUUGGCAAACGCAAAGCUGCAAUGAAAAGCCUUAUUUCAAUACUCGUGUUUGCACAUAAUGACACUCUGUUCUUGGUUGAUCAGCCACGAAACUCACCCAAACUGAAACUGCAUCCUAUUUGCAUGCAAUUCAACACGCUUUGUAUAGGAUUUUAGUCAAUCAGACCCUAAAUAUAACAGAUUUUGGGUGCAGUCCUCCUCAACUUUUGGUAACCCCUCUGCACCCCCAUGUACAAUCGUCAGGAUCCGCCCUGGGAAACCUUUAGUUUUUCUCUUAUCUACAGACCUGAUGAUUUACCAAGACACAGCUCCACUACAAUAGAGCACUAAAAGUAGGACCAAGUGAUUUGUACUGUUAACAUCGACUUUCAGUCCUAAAGGCGAGCAUACACGUUUCUUUGAUGGAUGAUCUGCCGGACUCGGUGCGUCAGAUGUGAUAAUGGUCCACCCAUACAGCCCGGCCGGGCGGAGGCAGGGACAGAAGCGGCGCGUCCGCGGACGGGAAGCAGCUCAGUGGCUGUGCGCGCGCGCACCUCCCCUCUCCGUGGCGCGGCGCGCAGCCUCCUCUCGCUGCGCUGCGCGCGGAGCCCUGCGAUUCCUGCUCUCCGUGCCAGAACCUGCAGCUGUCUCUGUUGCGUCCCGCCGCCGCCGCCGCCGUGGGAACUCUUCGUCCCGCAGACCGGUCCGCCCCCCCUCCCCUCCCCCUGAAGUGCGAGCGCAGAAAAACCGAAGGAUAUCUCAACUUUUUUUGAACAUUUUCGCAAACACUGUUUGGAGACUGAUUGAAGACACCUGAAUGUGUGUGGCGCCCCGUCCGCGUGCUGACUGAAGUCUUCGCACGGCUACAGGAAUGUGGAGCGCAAGUCUAACUCAACGUAGAAGGACCUACCUCUGCCCCUGACACCAUGACCACAGACUUGAACUUGACCUCUCUGCUAAAUGUGACAGAUCUGCACAACCACACAAGAGGAUGUUCCCUCACCAAGACGGGGUUCCAGUUCUAUUACCUGCCCACCGUUUACAUCAUGGUGUUCAUCACCGGGCUGGUGGGCAACAGCCUGGCCAUUUGGAUGUUCGUGUGCCACAUGAGACCGUGGAGCAGCAUCUCCGUCUACAUGUUCAACCUGGCCCUGGCUGACUUCUGCUACGUUCUCUCGCUGCCUUUUCUCAUUUUCUACUACUUCAAUAAAACGGACUGGAUAUUUGGAGACGUGCUGUGCCGACUGCAGCGCUUCAUCUUCCACGUGAACCUCUAUGGGAGUAUCCUGUUUCUCACCUGCAUCAGUGUUCACAGGUACACCGGUGUGGUGCACCCACUCAAGUCCCUCGGCCGGCUGAAGAAGAAAAAUGCUGUAAUUACGAGUGCGUUGGUCUGGGUGGUGGUUGUUCUAGCUAUCUCCCCCAUUCUUUAUUAUUCCAGGACUGGCUUGAAGCGUAAUGCAACCACUUGUUACGACACCACCAUUGAUCAUGAGCUACAGGGUUAUUUCAUCUACAGCAUGACUUUGACUGUGUUUGGCUUCUGUAUUCCGUUUAUCAUCAUAUUUUGUUGCUACGGCAUGAUCGUCAAAGCGUUAAUCUGCAACGAUAUGAACAACGCGCCCCUGAGGCAGAAAUCCAUCCACCUGGUCAUCAUAGUGCUUGCAGUCUUCGCCGUCUCCUACCUGCCUUUCCACGUAAUGAAGAACCUGAACAUGAGAGCGCGGCUUUACUUCCAGAGCCCCGACAUGUGUGAGUUUAACAACCGUGUCUACGCCACGUACCAGGUGACACGGGGGCUGGCCAGCCUCAACAGCUGCGUGGAUCCUAUCCUUUACUUUCUGGCUGGAGAUACGUUCAGGAGGAAGCUGUCACGGGCCACUAAGAAGCCCUCGAGGAAGGGGGACCAUGUCCUCCAGUCCAAGAGCGAGGAGACGGCGCUCAACAGCCUGGCUGAGUACGUGGAGAAUGGAGACCGGAGGCUGUGACGGAGCACGUCUGUGUGGACGCCUGUCUGCGUUCAGCAACACGAUGGAGCCAGAAUGAGCAAAUGCACUGCGUAGACUGAAGACUUCAUGUAGAACCUAUUGGACGAUGGUUAGUAGGACUGUAGGCGCCCAUUUAGCCCUGUGAGAACCAUCGCUUGCUUGAAGCCUGUCGAUGUUGAUAAGCUAUUGUACUGUAUUGUUCCGUACAUGUAUUAUACUCUAAAUGUUAGAGCCAUCCCUCCUCUCUCUUAUCCAGUAGUGUAGUUAGUGUUACUUACACUUUGGACACGAUGAUGAACCAGGUUAAGGGAAAUUGGCUGUCCUGCAGGCAAUAAUGUCCUGUUCGUCAAUCGGUUGUGUGAAAAUAGGACUGAGAAUGAACUGCACCUUCUGAAGCCACAAGCUGAUGUUUAAUCAAUGGCUAUUAAGCAGGCGACAGCUCGAGCUUAAGUAAGUGUACCUGGGAUGUCUCUUAGAGUAGAAAAAGCCAAUGCACUGAACCUGAGAGCGCUGCGUGGACGUACCAUGCAGUCAUUGUAAUGCACUAUGACCGGGGGCCUCUCCGCUCGGAGAGCGACCCAUCACUCCUCAUUUCUUCCUCCAUCUAUUACUGACUGGGCCGGCAAUGCACCCGACUCCUUUUUCAUUGUGACAGCUCUGAGGUUAGGGUCCACGACGAUUCUGUUACCACAAUCUUUCCCUCCUUAGUGUGUUCCCUGUGGAAAGGAGAAAAAAAAAGAGAAGUCAAUAUUAACAGUAUUUUUGCGUGUAUGAUGCUACAAUUAAUGUCAUUUUUGAGGUGUGCUGUACAGGGUGUUGUGGAGUUUCAGAUUAGUUUGUGUCAGUAUCACUAAUCCAGAUCUUUUAGUGCAUGAAUCAGUGAAACACUCCAGUGUUUAUGGCAACUUAGAAAAACUUUAGACACACGCACAGACUCAGUCACCUGCUUCGUGACUCCGUCGGCAUAUUGAAGAUGUGAAUAGUGCACCGUGUCUGUGUUCUGGCAGGUAAUCAUUUCUGUUUCGUAUCUGUUGUAAACAUUCUGGAGAAAUGAUUGUGGCGCUCUCUCGGUAUAUAUUUUACCCUGGUCUAUGUAGAUGUUUGAUGUUUGUACUAAUUUCUUUGUAAAUCUGUUGUGGUCAAGAUAGAAAGUAAAUCAGCUGUACAG
Molecule: messenger RNA, 3313 nt
Organism: Salarias fasciatus (jewelled blenny)
Lineage: Eukaryota; Metazoa; Chordata; Actinopteri; Blenniiformes; Blenniidae
Gene: p2ry1
Product: purinergic receptor P2Y1
Exons: 2
Coding region: 1084-2145 (353 amino acids)
Biological process (GO): phospholipase C-activating G protein-coupled receptor signaling pathway; platelet activation; relaxation of muscle
Cellular component (GO): plasma membrane
Molecular function (GO): G protein-coupled ATP receptor activity; G protein-coupled ADP receptor activity; A1 adenosine receptor binding
Source: RefSeq, a predicted model, not a curated record